Molecule: messenger RNA, 3303 nt
Organism: Rhopalosiphum maidis (corn leaf aphid)
Lineage: Eukaryota; Metazoa; Arthropoda; Insecta; Hemiptera; Aphididae
Product: importin-5-like
Exons: 19
Coding region: 1-3303 (1100 amino acids)
Biological process (GO): protein import into nucleus
Cellular component (GO): nucleus; cytoplasm
Molecular function (GO): nuclear import signal receptor activity
Source: RefSeq, a predicted model, not a curated record
AUGGCCGGAGGCGACAAUAUGGGUGAUUUCCAUCAAAUACUCACUAGUUUGCUGAGUGCUGACAACAAUGUGCGACAGACCGCCGAGGAAACGUAUCAAGCGUUACCUUUAGAAAAAAAAGUAUCAUAUUUAUUCAGUGCUAUACAAAAUCAAGCCGGUGGUAUAGAUGAAAAACAAAUGGCAGCUGUAAUGUUGCGUGGACUUAUGGCCAAUGAAUUCAUGGAUUUUUAUUCUCAUUUGUCACCUGAAAAUCAGAAACAGUUUAAAAGCAAUUUGUUAUUAAGUGUAACUAAUGAAAAAAAUGACAUAAUACGUAGACGCAUGUGUGACGUUGUUUCCGAGGUAGCUAGAAAUCAACUGGAUGAUGAUGGUAAUAACAGCUGGCCAGAAUUUUUGAUUUUCCUGUUUCAAUGUGCUAAUUUUCCUUCAAAUGAUAUGAAAGAUUCUGCGCUUAGAAUGUUCACAAAUGUACCUGGUGUUUUUGGUAAUCAACAAUUCAAUUAUUUGUUUGUGAUGAAACUAAUGUUUCAACAAUUAUUAAUUGUACCUGAUUCAAAUGUACAAGUACAAGCUGUGAAAGCUAUUUGUGCUUUCAUAUUACACCAUGCCAAAGUUACAGAAAUUCAAAAACAAUUAACUGAUUUAUUUCCAAACAUGAUGAGAAUAACAAAUGAAAGUUUAAUAGCUGAAGAAGAUGAUUCUUUGAUUAAACUAUUGAUUAAUUUAGCUGAAAAUGCACCAAUUUUUUUAAAAUCUCAUUUAUCAAAUAUUGUAGAAAUGUGUUUGAAGUAUCUUGGAAACAAAGAGGCAAGUGAAUCAUACCGUCAGAUGUGCCUUGAAGUAAUUGUUACAUUAGCUGAAACAGCUCCAGCAAUAAUGCAUAAAGAAUCAUCUAAGUAUAUCAUACAGUUAAUUGGACAAGUAUUGGAACUUAUGACUAAUGUGGAAGAUGAUGAUGAUUGGGGUACUCAAGAUGAUCCAAAUGAAAUUGACCAAGAAAGUUUGAGUGUUAUAGCUGAAUCUGCACUGGACAGACUAGCUUGUAGUCUUGGUGGUAAAAUAAUGUUGCCACAUAUAAUAAGUAAUGUCUCAUCAAUGUUAGAUAAUCCAUGUUGGAAAAAUAGGCAUGCUGCAUUGAUGGCAAUAUCAGCUGUGGGUGAAGGUUGUCAUAAACAAAUGUUGGCUAUAUUCCCAGAAAUUUUGGAUAGGAUUUUAAUUUUCUCACAAGAUCCACAUCCUAGAGUAAGAUAUUCAAUGUGCAAUGCUAUAGUACAGAUGGCAGCAGAUUUUUCUCCCACAUUUCAAAAAGUAUUUCAUGAUAAAAUUGUGCCUGUUAUAUUACUGUUACUUGAAGAUAAUUUGAAUCCUAGAGUACAAGCACAUGCAGGAGCUGCUCUUUUAAACUUUACUGAAGAUUGCCCAAAACGAAUACUUUUAUCUUACAUGGAUCUGAUUAUGGUAAAGCUUGAAAGUAUAUUGCAAGCCCGUAUUGCUGAUCUUGUGAAAGGUGGUGGUAAACGACUAGUAUUAGAGCAAAUGGUAACCACUAUCGCAUGUGUAGCUGACAAAUGUGAAAGAGAUUUUGUUAAAUUUUAUGACCAUCUUAUGCCAUUCUUAAAAGAAAUCAUUCAUAAUGCUGUUGCCCCUGAAUUAAAAGUGUUGAGAGGCAAAACAAUAGAAUGUGUCAGCUUGAUAGGUUUGGCUGUUGGACAAGAGAAAUUUUUGGCGGAUGCUAGUGUUAUAAUGGAUUUAAUGCUGGCAAUAUAUAACAAAGAUGAGAAACUCUCAGAAUAUGAUCCACAAACUUCAUACAUAAUAACAUCAUCAUGGGCUCGAAUGUGUAAAGUGAUGGGUCAACAAUUUGAACAGUAUCUUCCUUUGGUGAUUGGUCCAGUAAUGGCUGCGGCUUCAUUAAAACCUGAAGUUGCAUAUUUGGAUAAUGAUGACAUGAGUAAUAUGACUGACAAUGGCGAAUGGCAGUUUGUACCCCUAUGGGAACAGCAAAACUUUGGUAUUAAGACUUCAGGCCUAGAAGAUAAGGCAUCAGCCUGUGAAAUGCUUGUAUGCUAUGCACGAGAAUUGAAAACUGGUUUUGCACCCUAUGCAGAAGAUGUUGUUAAACUUAUGGUGCCUUUAUUGAAAUUUUAUUUCCAUGAUAAUGUUCGAAUUGCUGCAGCUCAAAUUAUGCCUAGUCUUUUGAAAUGUGCAGAAAUAAGAGGACCAGAAUAUUUGCAACAUAUGUGGGGUUAUAUUUGUCCUGAACUUUUGCAAGCUAUUGAAUUUGAACCUGAUCAAGAUGUUAGUGCUGAGAUGUAUGAUGCAUUAGGAAAAUGCAUAGAAUUAUUGGGAACAGGAUGUUUAUCAGACAAAUGGAUGAAAGAUAUAUUGCAUACUAUAGAAAAAAAUUUAAAUUCUCACUUUGAAAAGGAAGCUCAACGUUUUGAAAGAUGCAAAGAUGAAGAUUACAAUGAGGUUGUAGAGGAAAGACUAGCUUUGGAAGAUACUGAUGAUGUCUACAAACUAAGCAAAAUGACUGAGAUUCUGCAUGCUCUUUUUGUCACUUUUAAAACAGACUUCUUUCAGUAUUUUGAUCUUAUUGUACAUCAAUUUGCUAAACUAUUGGAUUCUGAUAAAAGUGCAUCUGAUCAUCUGUGGGGUCUUUGUGUCUUUGAUGACCUUAUUGAAUUUUGUGGACCUGGUUGCGCUAAAUAUCAAGAAUAUUUCUUACGGCCUAUGAUUGAAUAUAUUAUGGAUAUUAACAGUGACGUUCGUCAGGCAGCUAUUUAUGGCUGUGGAGUGCUAGCCAUGUGUGGAGGACCUAGUUUUGCGGGUGUGUGUGCUGAGAUCAUACCAUUCCUUUUACAAGUGAUCAACAACAGUGAAGCCCGAUCUGCUGAAAACAUAAAUGCGACUGAAAAUGCCGUAUCAGCCAUCUCCAAAAUAUUAGAAUAUAACAAUUCAGCUGUUAAUGUUGAUGAAAUAUUACCUCUCUGGCUAUGCAACUUACCAAUUUGUGAAGAUACUGAUGAAGCUCCAUUUGUAUACGGUUACUUGUGUAAACUCAUUGUAAAUCACCAUCCUUUGGUAUUAGGACAAAACAAUUCUAAUUUUCCUAGUUUAAUAAAGAUAAUUAUUGAAGCAUUUUUGCAAGAUGCAAUUGACAAGUCACAUAUUGUUGCCCAAGAAAUGAUUAUGAUUGUUAAUGGAAUACAGGCAAACCAAGAGGUAUUUAAUGCAUGUUUAGCUGUAUUGAAUCCAGAACAGAUGAAAAUGUUACAGAGUCUUCUAAUGACAAAUAAUUGA